AUGACUAAUAACAAUCAAGGAAUAAAUACUGACGGAAUAAGUGAAGGUUUACAUAGUAAGGAUUUAUGGAAACCAUUCAAUUGUCAUUUGGCAUCAUAUAUUAAAUCUUCACUUCAAUUACGUUUUAUUAAUUCAAAAAAUUUAAUUAUUGGGCGAGCAUUACGUCAUGCAAUAGUUGAUUUACUUUAUAAUAUAACAAAACAUCCAAAUGAGUAUAUAGAAAAUAACACAACUGUUAUUGGUACUGAACAUCGUUUAUAUCAUUCACGUCGUUAUAUAUAUAAAUUAAACACUAAUAAAUGUCAACUUUCAAAAGAAAAUGAAGAUGAUGAUGAUGAUGAUGAUAAUAAUAAUAAUAAUAAUAAUAUUAAUAAUAAUAAUAAUGAUGAUGAUGAUGAAAUUGAAUUUGAAAUAAGUUCAAUAGCUCCAACAGUUUUUUAUAAACUACGUGAAGAUAUAGGUAUAUCAAAUAUUGAUUUUCGUCGAUCAUUUUCAAAACAUCAUUUAAAAGAUUUUGUUAAUCCUGGUAACAGUGGUUCAUUAAUGUAUAGAACAUUUGAUGAUUUAUAUAUAUUAAAAACAUUACAUGGAUAUGAAGCACGUGUAUUAAUGAAUAUUUUAUCUGGUUAUCAUUUACAAUUAGUACAACGACCAACAAUACUUAAUCGUUAUGUUGGUUUAUAUUCAGUACGUUUGCGACGAGUAGUACUAUCCACAUUUUAUAUUGUUAUUAUGGUAAAUGCAUUUACACCAUCAUUACAAAUUAAUCAAAUAUUUGAUUUAAAAGGUUCAACUAUUAAAAGAAGAACAAAAGGAAAUCUAUAUCCAGAUAAAUCACAUCAAUUAAAAGAUAUGGAUUUUAUCGAUUUAUAUCCAUAUGGUAUACGUAUACCAUCGAAUAUUUAUCAUCGUUUAUAUACGGUGAUAUCAAAUGAUAUUAAAGUUUUAAACAAACUGAAUAUAGUCGAUUUUUCCUUACUACUUGGAAUAAGACAUUUAGAUAGGUCAAAUAAUGAUCUUAUGCAACCUCAACCAUCAACUGGUAUAGCUGCUCUUUUUAAUACAGCACAUAGUCUGGCAUUGUUUUGUACAAAUACACAUCUACGUCAUCGUUCAUCAUCAGAUCCUCAAAUUAAUUUAACAUCUUUAAGAAAUUCACAUUUAAAACCAUUACAAAUGAUUGGUGAAAAUGUUGAUACAAAUGUUUUUUAUAAUAAUGAUCCAAUUGCUUCUGCUAGUUUACCAAUACCAGGUAUUAUAAAUAACAGUAAUCAACGUGUUUAUAUAUAUUUGUGUAUUGUUGAUCUGCUUCAACCAUUUGAUUGUCGUAAAUGUAUAGAACAAAAAUUUAAAAAAAUUACUGAUCCUAAUCGACAUAAUCAAUAUUCUAAUAUUGAACCCGACGAAUAUGAAAAACGACUUUUAAAUUUCGUAUUUGAAAAAGUUUUUAUUUGUGCUGAUGAUGAUUUUCCAUGGGUUGUAACUGACGUUAAUGAAUCUGUUACUAAUAUUAAUAAUGAAUCAUCAAUGGACAAUAAUAGACGUAUUAAGAAAACUCCUAUGCGUAGACAUCGAUAUUUAAUUCAACGUUGUAAAAAUUCCAUUGCAAACAAUGAGAGUGAAGCUGAUUUUUAA
This is a messenger RNA of Rotaria sp. Silwood1, 1635 nucleotides long. The record is from the annotation of a GenBank genome assembly. NCBI's taxonomy places the organism in Eukaryota, Metazoa, Rotifera, Eurotatoria, Philodinida, Philodinidae.